AUGCUUCAUUUGGUGCCACCGCAGUGGCGUGAUCCCAUGCAGUGGAGCUUCCUAUGUGCAGCAUCGUUCGUACGAGCCAUAAGCUGGAUUAUGCGUUAUGCAGGUGUCGUUUGUGUCGCCAUUGGCAUGGCGCUUUUAUUCCUCAUAGGAGGACUCGUAAUGCACGCGAUUAUUCCGAUAAUGGCUGAAACGAUUUUUCAGUUAUUGUGCCAUUUAAUCAUCGCACUCGUACUGCUAUUUAAUAUCUACUUUAAUUAUGCACUCUGUUGUGCUACAGACCCGGGAGUUAUUUCAGCCAAGUGGAUGAUGGAGACAGAUAUUUGGGACGUACAAGUAGAGAAGACCAAUGACAAGGUGGAAGACGAUGAAGAGGAAGAAGAGGAUCUGGAGCGAGGAGUCGAUGGUAAUCAGCUGGACAAUGUCGACAAGAAACUUCUGUUUAGAGUUCGACCUAGUGCAAAGACUCUGGAAGACGACGGUCGAGUACAAUUACCAACACUUCAGCUAGUGGAUUCGCAGAGUUUGCAUAUGGCUAAACCUCGACGUGGUUAUCACCCGAGCGUCGACGAUGGUGUUUCGUACUGCCGAAGGUGCCGUCAUUUUCGACCGCCUCGGGCUCAUCAUUGUUCCGUGUGUAAUCGGUGCAUUGCUCACUUGGAUCAUCACUGCCCAUGGGUGAACAACUGCAUUGGGCGUGACAACUAUCGGUACUUUUUUUCUUUUCUAUUGUGGCUAGCGGUAGGCUGUUGUUAUGCUGCAUGCAUGAGCUACAAGGCGGCUUACACUGAACUGGGUCGUGAACAAUAUGCUAGAAUGCUCGUGCUCGCCACAGUGAGCUCGCUUCGUAUGUCUGCAUUAGACACCCUCCAGUUUGCUUUUGCCAUGUCUGCGGCUGCGGGCUUAGCCGUAAUAAUUCUUGCAACUUGGCAUGCCUUCCUCAUUGCCACUGCACAGACGUCAGUGGAGUUGCAGAUCAAUCGCUCUCCGCGCAAUCGACGUCUCCAUGGUGGAAAAGUGCACGCGCUUUCCACCAAAUCCGCGGACCCUCAGUCAGAAAAAAAGACUGCCGUCCACGAGGAAAAAACAAAUGAUGCGACAGGAUCUUCUCCGGGCGGUAUGGUAUAA
Molecule: messenger RNA, 1125 nt
Organism: Peronospora farinosa
Lineage: Eukaryota; Oomycota; Peronosporomycetes; Peronosporales; Peronosporaceae
Source: the annotation of a GenBank genome assembly